ACUUCGGCCAGUCGAUACCGCGCGCGGGAAGAGCUCGCUGCUUUUCAUGCGAACGUAAUAUAUAUCGGAGUUGAAACAUUUGUGAAAAAUGCCUAAUAUCAUAAACGAGGUGAAACUGGACUUUAAAGACGUACUCUUAAGACCCAAACGGAGUACCCUGAGGAGCAGAAAUGAUGUGGAUCUAUACCGGGAAAUCACGUUCCGGAAUUCCGGACAGACGUACCGGGGCGUCCCAGUCAUGGCCAGCAAUAUGGACACUGUCGGAACCUUUGAAAUGGCCAGGGAACUGUCCAAGCACGGCUUGUUUACGUGCAUUCACAAAUAUUACACGAUAGAGGAAUGGAAGAAAUUCUCAGAAGACUAUCCCGAAUGUUUAGAACAAAUGGCCGCAAGUUCAGGUACAGCAGAGGCCGACUUCGAGCGUCUCACGGAGAUCUUGAACACAGUGAAGGACCUGAAGUUCAUUUGCCUGGACGUCGCUAAUGGGUACUCGCAGCAUUUCGUGGAGUAUGUGAGGCGAGUGCGCGCCGCGUUUCCAAGACACACCAUCAUUGCUGGCAACGUAGUGACAGGCGAAAUGGUUGAAGAGUUAAUAUUGUCCGGAGCUGAUAUUAUUAAGGUGGGCAUCGGCCCAGGCUCGGUGUGUACUACACGUAUCAAGACUGGAGUAGGGUACCCGCAGCUGUCGGCUGUUAUUGAAUGCGCAGACGCCGCUCAUGGGUUGAAGGGACACAUUAUCUCUGACGGCGGCUGCACUUGCCCAGGCGACGUCGCUAAAGCAUUCGGCGCCGGCGCAGACUUCGUGAUGGCGGGCGGCAUGUUCGCCGGACACGACCAGUGCGGCGGCGAGGUGGUCACCACCGCUGACGGGCGAAAGGUGAAACUGUUCUACGGGAUGUCAUCGUCCACGGCGAUGUUGAAGCACUCUGGUGGAGUUGCUGAUUACAGAUCUUCUGAAGGUAAAACAGUAGAAGUGGAGUACAGAGGAGACGUGGGAGCGACGGUGAAGGACAUCCUCGGCGGGCUCCGGUCAGCCUGCACGUACGUCGGGGCAGCGCGCCUGCGCGAACUCACGCGCCGGGCCACCUUCAUCAGGUGCUGCAGGCAGGUCAACGACACCUUCUCUUAAACAGGAGAUAAAAUAGGGGGGGGGGGGUAUUUGCAACGAGUUAUACUGGCACGGCACACUCCACUUCAUCUGAUGACUUUAGUACAUCCAGAUAUAUUAAUGAAGAGCAGUUGCGUAGCAUAGGAUGAGGGGGAAGGAACAUGGCUUCAGGCUGCACAUGAAAAAGUAUUUAAGCAUAGUAGAAAUUGGAGCACUUUUUUGCUGUCGCCCAAAGCCUCAGGCCUGCUAAUACUGCCACAGCACAAAAGGCGGCGGCAAAUUCAGUCGACCCUGGACGGCAGAUACCCACGCUACGCUACUGACGAGCACAAUAUGAUUCUCUCACGUCCAUAGACACAAUGCCCGCCUGUUUGGAACCGGAUAUACCGCUGUGCGAAGAAUGCUUAAAAAAGAGUGCUCAACUAGGCAACGGCUUGGUGUGCCUGGCAUUGCAAAAUCCAUGGAAAGUGGAUGCUGCUUUCCAUCAAGCGGACCGUUUGCUCGAUUGCCUAUUAAUGCAAUAAAGAAAUGCCUUUCUAUAGUCGACGCUAACGUUAUAUAUGAGUAUGAUAUAUCCUAGGCAAAGGCUUAGGAUGUUAAUUCCAUACGUUUUCUCUGUUUUCUUUAGCGUUAACAAUUGUUAACUUCCUCGGCGUAGUUGUACUGCAUACGCGGUCCGGCAGCGCUUUGAGAUCCUGGGUUCGAAUCCCGGGUCGGGCAAAGUGAUAUUUGGGUAUUUCUGAUAUAUCAGCCCGGAGUCUGAAAUUUGUGCUUCAUAUAGCGAUAGGCCUAUAUCACAUCAUGGGACGGAAGACAUUUGGCGAAAAGUGGGUGCCCUGGUUGCGCCUCUGCAUACCCCUUCAGGGAUAAAUGCGUGAUGUAUGUGAUUUUUUUUUGUAAUCGAUUGUAGAAAGGCAUUUUAGUUACGGACCUUCUUUUCGGAAAGUGAUGCAUUUACAAUUACCUAUUGAAUAAGUUAUAAUUAAAAAAGAAACUGUAGAAGAACCGACAACUGCUGAGGUAAAGGAGUUAUUGAGUGGACACCAUAGCUAGGUAGAGUGACGAUUUGCGUAAGAAAUUGGAUGCGACAAUCCAAAAAUCGUGUGAAAUGGCGCGUGUUGGCUGUCCAGCAAUAGACUAAAAUAUAGACUGAUGAUGAUACAAUUGAUUUGGAAUACUAAGUAAAAUACGUUAUAGACUCAGUAUAAGUAUAUCCGGUGUCAAAUUGGCCGGCGUAAUAAUUGUUUCACGACGUGAAAUAAUCUCUCUUCAAUAAAAUCUGGGACUAGAGCAGUAGCGUAGCUUGCCGUGAGGGGCCCUAUAUCUAUAUUUGUUGGGGGCUCUUCAGGGCAGUGCGAACUUUUGGGCGCCUGCAUAGUUUAAUUUAGGUAUGGGCCAAGAAGGAAAGACCUCCGCUAUAAGGUUCAGUUUGCCACAACUUAUACAAACUAGUUAGCCAACAUUUGACACAUAAUAGAUCAUCACGCAAUGACAAUUGGCGAAAUUUCUAAUGUAACAUGAGAUUGUAUCUUCAUCUAUUACGUAAAAUGGACAAAUUCGUAUGCAGGUUGCAAUAUUGCUAAGGAAAGGAAAUAGGGUCCCCUAAGCUCAGGGGCUCGCCUCACCGACAGCUAGCUACGCCCCUGAACUAAUCACCAUGCCGAGCCAGUAUACAAAUAUUGGCCAAAUUAUCUGACCACUAUUCGUUUGCAAAUAUCUAAUAGAUAGAAAUAUUUCUCGUAAUUAAGACUUGUUUAUCUGUACCUCAGGGGAUAUUAAGCGUUAUUUCUUCUUAAAUAUCGGCGGCUUAAAGGUAAAUGUAUUAAGUACAAUUUUUCAAGUUAUGGAAACGACAGACUAAACAGACUUUGGCAAGGACCAUAGUAAAUUAUAAAUCUCUGCUUCAUCCUAAGGUUUACUGGGAGAGAAUACCUACGGCAUUAAAUCCAUCCAUGUACUAAAUUCUAUUGUAAAUGAAGUACAAAUAAAUAACUCGAAUAAACUUUAUUAAAUUGUAUUACACGACAUUUUUUUAUUAUUCAAUAAUUUCCUUUAAAAUGAAAAUUGAAAAUUCGUACUUACCACUUUUAUCAUUAUGCCGACGACGUUCCAACAGGUAAUAUUAAUGCUUAUUAUAUAGAAUCAAAUAUGCAGUUGUUAAAUAACAAAUAAAUAGUACAUGCGUAGAAUGUUCAACUAUUAUCGUCGGCGGCCAGUAAACAUUAUAAGUCAUGUUUUCUUAUUUUUGUGAAGAAUUUUGUUAACUUGCACUUAGCCCUAAUUGUCAAUGGCUCAUAAAUAAUCGCGUUUUACAAACUAGAUACCAUAUUUUAAGUAUUAUUUGCUUUUUCCUCUAAUAGAAAUAUUGACUAAACCAAUUUAACUGGUCACUGACGGUUAAAUUGAAACCUUAUCCACGUGGACCGAAGAACGAUAUUAAAAAUACUAUAUCGUAAAGUAUCUGUGUAAAAUACUUGUGUUCAACGAAAUCCACAAUUAAAUGUAAAAAAAAGGCUUUUGACUCAUUGCUAUAUUUGAUGAUGCAAAGGUGUAACCAAGACAUUAUUAAAAAAUACUGAUUAUACUUAAUUUUUUAAUUAUAUACUUAAUGUCAAUAUUUUAAAACAAUUAUAGAUAUUUGUAAUUUGAAUGACGGAAUUAGACGUCUUCAAUUCUGGAUGGACGUAUAAUCACGUCGGUCACGUGGAAAGUUUACAAUUAUAUCGUUGGAGGUUCAUAACUCCAUUGCUGAGCUAUUUGCAUUAUGAUCACGCACAAUCUUCGAAUAUUAUAACUAUAUAAUCGUCAGUCAAAACUGGGGUAAAAUAAAUAUGUAUUAUAGAGUUUUGAAAUCGAAAUCCUUUUUGUUUAUUUUGUCCAUUGUUUAUAAUUUGAUAACUAAGUUGGCCUGAGAUGCGAUAUAAUUUAAAUAUUUUCGAAACUAUCUGAUUAAAUUGUAUGUAUCAUUGUUAUAAUUAUUUACAAUUUAUGUCAGUUUUGACUAACAUACGUAUUCAUUGUAGUUUGAAUUAAAUCAAUUCGCUGGUGCUAUUUGUUUUUGACAGUUAUACAUGCAGUAGAUGUAGGUAGGCUGGUAUAGCAAUUGUAUGAUAGAGAAUGUUACUUGAACAUGUUCGGUCGAGGUAAUCGUAAAUUGUGUAAGAAUUUUAGUGUUUUUUGAAUUUUUAGAUUAUUAAACUAUUUUUUAUUAAUUAUAUAAAACAUUUAUCGUAAUAAACGUGUUAAAGAAAGGUUAUGUUUAAUUCAAUUUCUUUUAUUUGUUUGUUAUGAGUUUUUUAAGAUACCAUCAAUUUUCUUCACGUAUUAUUAUUAAAAACUUGAGAAUGUAAAUAGAAGUGUAUAACACAGGCUUCAGCCAGUAAGAUUAAAAUAAGACGUACUUGAUUGACGUAAUAUCACGUCAUGUACUUAAUGAAGAGUUUGUUUACUUUAUUUCGUUUUAUCAAUUUGUCGACGUAUGAAAUUGGAUUGCCAUUUUUUCACAACGAAUGUCGCGUUUUAAUUAUUGUUAAGCGAUAUUGAACAUACGUUAUUAAAGAGGCUUUAAGUAAUAUCAUCAUAUCCUAUAAUCUUUCCCUUUAUAACACUAUAACAAAUAUAUUAGCACAAUUUUAUUUAUUUAGUAUUAAUGAAUGUAAAGAUCUUGAACUUAAAACACUUUGAUACUCAUUAUAAAUCUUUGUACUUUAAAUUUACAGUGUUUUAUUGUAAUUAACUAGCUAAUGAAGAGAGUUUAAAUUGUUCAGUUUAUAUUUUCUUCACGUGCAUUGCAAUUUUGGCAUCUGUUGUAUGUUGUUAAAAACAUUGUAGCUAUAUCACUAAGCCUACAAAUCGAUGGUUCACUAUUACAAGGUUCUAUUUUAUUGCACAAAUUGAAUUAAGUAUAGAUAACAAAUAAUUCUUUGCUUUUUUUCAGUAAAUGUUUCCAAUAAUGAUUAAAAAUAAAAAAGGAGCCUGGACAUAUUGUUAAUUUGUUUUUUCGUUUAGUAAAUAUUUUCAAUAACCUUAAAGGAUAAAUAAAUAGCGAACCGUGACUUGUCUUCUCAAUUUUUUUACAAACAUGGACUUUUUAUUUCUUUUUUUCUGACAUAAGUAAAAAUUAUCAUAGGAUUUUAUCGUAGUCGUUGAUGUCUCAUCCUCUCCCAGUGGCCAUCCUGAGCCGAAGUUCGUAACUAGUUAGUGGGUUGCCCUCAGCAUGGUUGCUUAAUUAACAAGGGUUGGAAGCACCUCAAGAGCUUACCUAAAAUUUCGAUGUGUUUGUAUAAGCCGACCCUUGUCAGGCUAACAAACGUAAGAACAAAAUAAAAUCCUUGUAAUAGUAAGCUAGCAAAAUGCAAUGCCAUAAGCAUUAAACAUGUACUUAAAAUACGUAUUUCCUAUUCAAUCAAAAAAUAUUUAUAUUCAAAUUUAAUAUACUUAAUUAAACCAGUAAAAUGGAGUACGCAUAUUAAGAAUAUAUACUUACAUUUGAUUAAAUCAGUAAAAUGGAAUAUUAUGCCGCUGUUACUGGUUUGACGUAACGUGACGUCCGCAUAAAAGGCUUUUUUAUUGUUUUACAACCAUUUUGAAUAAACUAUUCCAAUUGCUUUUUUCGAUUUAUAUCAAAGAUGGACCAAUUAAAACAGUUUUUUUUUAAAACAAAUGACUUACUUUGAUUGGUUCAUUCUCUAAGUCGGAUUGAAGAUUGAGAUUGGAAUCGUUGAUUUUAACGGCUUUUAAACAUACAAAUUUUUAAAAAUAGAAUCCUUUUCAACU
Messenger RNA from Manduca sexta (tobacco hornworm), 5884 nucleotides. RefSeq names its product GMP reductase 1. Gene Ontology annotation, biological process: nucleotide metabolic process. NCBI's taxonomy places the organism in Eukaryota, Metazoa, Arthropoda, Insecta, Lepidoptera, Sphingidae. The transcript is spliced from 8 exons. Gene Ontology annotation, cellular component: GMP reductase complex. The record is from RefSeq and is a predicted model, not a curated record. Gene Ontology annotation, molecular function: GMP reductase activity. The coding region runs from base 89 to 1129 and encodes 346 amino acids.